AUGUUGAAUUCUCCUGAAUUUUUGCUGCCCGGUCGUGAAGCGGAAGCACUCAAAGGAGAGUUUCCCUGGCAUGCGGCCUUGUUGCAUCGAGAAUUCCGUUCAGUCAAAUUUACGUAUAGCUGUGGAGGAUCUUUGAUCAAUGAAUGGUUCGUGUUAACGGCUGCACACUGUUUGAUCAAUCAGAACAAUGGUAAACCGAUGGCUACUGGAGAUAUUCUUGUUUCAUUGGGAGCUCAUGAACUGGACAAGGAGGAUAACUGUGUGCAAACAAUGAGACUUCAACAGAUACACAUCCAUGAAGAAUAUAGUUUAGAUAGCCACAAACAUGACAUAGGAUUGGUGAUGUUUAGCGAGCGCGCCAUAUUUACGCCUCGAGUGCUGCCAGUUUGUUUAGAUAUUUGCGAAACGGAAGAGCCUAACUUCUAUCAACAAUACGGAAAAGUGGCCGGGUGGGGUUUUACAGAAAAAAACGCACUUUCCGAUUGGCUGCGGAUGACCGAGCUGCCAAUUGUUGACUAUUCCAGAUGCUUGACUAGUAAUCCAACGAUAUUUGCGAACACGAUCUACGAGGGCAUGUUUUGUGCAGGGUUUGCUAACGGAAUGAGCAUUUGCAAUGGAGAUUCCGGGGGAGGUUUGGUUACCUUCACAAGAAAUCGGUGGAUACUGCGAGGAGUCGCUUCAUUCACGGCCUUGCGUUCGGAAGCAAGCAAUGUUUGUGAUGCUAAACAAUACGCUGGAUUCAUCAAGGUACAAUAUUACCGCAGGUGGUUGAAAAGUCGGUUACGCCUCAAAAGCGAAACAACCAUGAAAUAUUCUCCCGAAAACAUUGAAACCAUCUGUGGUCCCAACAAUUGUGGUGAAAGGAAAAUUAAUAAACGAAGUCUGAUUGUCAAUGGAAGGCGAAGCUUUGCGGGAGAAUGGCCAUGGCAGGUGGCCAUAUUUUACGUUAAAUUUGGCGACAAAAUAUAUUUUUGUGGUGGAAGUCUUAUAAGUGACUUGAUCGUGUUGACGGCAGCACAUUGCUUGUAUGUCGUUUAUGAAAAACGUAAAGCGGAAAAACUUAUAGUAGUUCUAGGUGAAAACAAUCUGAUUGAAAGCUCUGUCCACAUGCAAGAAGUAGUAGUUCGAACUGCAACAUAUCACCGAAAAUAUCGUCAAGGGAUAAAUGACAUAGGCCUGCUAGAACUAGCUACACCAGUACAGUUUAAUGAUUACAUCCAGCCGGUAUGCUUGCCAAGGAAAAGUGAUUUGAAUUUGUCUCUCUAUGGAGCUUCUGGAACGGUCCUAGGUUGGGACAACCCUGAUAAUUCUAUCGUACUUCGUUCGGCAACUGUUCCUGUUGUAGAAGAUCACAAUUGUGUUCAUAGCAAAAUUACUCUAAACGAAGCAGUCGGAAAUAUCUGUACUGGACCCCCAGCAAAUGGUAAUAUAGUUCAGUAUAAAAAGGUUAUUUAGCUAACACUUCUUUUAAAGAUUCAUACAUUGAGUAUGGCGAUUCCGGUGGAGGAAUGCACUUCGAGAAGGAUGGAAAAUGGACUGUUCGGGGAAUUAUAACAACAACAUUGGAAAAUGAAAUGUUUACGAUAAUGACCGAUACGGCUUUCUUUUUAGAUUGGAUCAAACGAGAGACCGAAGCUGCAGAUCAACGUACAACCGAGAGGAGAACAAGUGAUUUUGAUUUCGAU
Molecule: messenger RNA, 1685 nt
Organism: Uranotaenia lowii
Lineage: Eukaryota; Metazoa; Arthropoda; Insecta; Diptera; Culicidae
Product: transmembrane protease serine 9-like
Exons: 2
Coding region: 1-1455 (484 amino acids)
Biological process (GO): proteolysis
Molecular function (GO): serine-type endopeptidase activity
Source: RefSeq, a predicted model, not a curated record